Sclerotinia borealis F-4128 is the source of this 2130-nucleotide messenger RNA. Lineage: Eukaryota; Fungi; Ascomycota; Leotiomycetes; Helotiales; Sclerotiniaceae. The record is from the annotation of a GenBank genome assembly.
AUGAACUCAAUUAGCGAUCAAGCUUUCUGGGAAAUAUUCAGCAAACAAGAAAUAGGAGAAAUGACCUUAGAUCAAGCGAAAGACCAACUGUGGGAUGUAUUCAAGCAGAAAGCUAUUGGAGCAAUGGCAUCGGAGUCAACUGAGACCUCACUUGGGGAACUAAAGUCUCACAUCAACGAUGUCCUGAGAAAGCUGGAACAACUGUUGUCAUCGCGCUCUCGCCCUGAUCAAGAACACACCCUGCAAUCUAUACCAGCAGAACUACGCAAGCAAAUAUUCGGCUAUUUGCUAAUUAAUCCUGAACUGGGAGAAGCAUCCGCCAUAUCUCAAAGCAAAGCAUACGGAGGCAACGUGCGACGGCAAGACCCAGCUGACGGAAAUGUGGCAAAGACCGGCACUGUUUGGAAGUCUCUAUUGAUGAACGUCCCAGCUUUACAACACGUCAGAAGAUGGAAGAUAGUUCUGAAUGCAAUGUAUUUUCCCUAUACACAAGAUUUCGAACCGCGCAGCCGAUACGAGCUUCGAGCAUUUUGUCGAUUGUUGUGUGAGUUUCAAGCUCGCACGAGGAUAUUGAAAGAGCUAGAGGUAGUCAUCAUUCCCAAUGGCUUGGAACGCGAUGGAUAUCCAGAUCCGAGUGAGCUGCAACGCAGUCUAUUUCCCCUUGAGCUACUACGCAACGUCCCCAAAGUAACGAUACGAACCGCAAACAUUGCCGAAAUGCCGGACUUCAUAUGCAGCGACGAUUGGCAUGUUCAUCCACUGGUAACGCAAUCGAUACUACCUUCGUCGGUUUAUAGAAAACAUUUGAUUAAACUAGCGAGGGGAAACACGGAAGUUGAGCUAUCCACAAAAAUGUUCGCUGCUCUCGAAAGAUACGCAAUGACUUUUGAGAGAGAUCCUGUGUUUAAAAAGGAUAUGGGUAUGAGCUCGGAUGAUUUUGUCCAUAAAACGAACCGCGACAUGAUAAAAUUGAAGGAGAAUCCAUUCUGGAACGGCAUUUUCCAUCCCAAGGGAAACGCCCAUACACUUGAAUAUACGCUCGGAAGAGCUAGAUAUUGGGCAGAAUGGGAUUACCGUGAAACUAUCACCACCAAACACUUCAAGCGGGAGCGAAGUAAGGUCCUUAAGUAUCUGGAGAAUCAAUUCUGCGCGGUCAGAGCUGCUUCGGAUCGACUGGUCGACUUCGUGAAACUAGAAAAGCGAGAUGGUGGCAUCUUUUUGCCUUUCGAUCUCCAUGAAUCGUUCGACUUAGUAUCUUAUACUGAAGCUUUAGUAUUGCUCGAAGAGUACGCCGAGUCGUUCACUCGCGAACUAGAUCCAUCGACCAAGUCGGCAAUUCGCGUUGGAGGAGCUCUUUUUAAGGCUCGCUACGAGCUCUUGCCAAGGGAAUUAUGGCUCAAAGGGUGCGACAUAGCUUACCAAUUGCGAGAUACAGACAAAUUCUUCUUACAUUUUCGAAGUGCCGUUGAGGAUAUGGAUAGGCAAUAUCGAGAAAUGCUCGAGGCCAGGGCUCUUUUGUUUGAAUGGGAUCUAAGCGAUACCAUUCCGGAUGUUGAAAUCAGACCGCUAACGGCACUUAAGGACUGGGAAAUCCAAUGGGAGAUGCCAGAGCCGGCAAUCACGGUUCUGACAAAAUCAGAGAUGUCUAACGUUUAUCCUGAUUUCUUUGAGCAAAACACUGGAUGGGCUGUCGCAGUUGCUGAUACAUAUAGUUCGGAACAGGGAGAGGUUCAAGACGAAGAUGAUAUUCCCGAAGACAGCACGAACCUCCAGCAUGAUGACGAUCUACCAAACGACUCCGAUUCGGAACACGAAGCCCCGGAUCUAACCGCCUGGGAGGCAUUGCCAUUUUUCGAAGACGACGAGUUUUAUAUACAAACUUAUCAGGUCGAUAACAACAACUCCCAGUCGCCCUUGGCCGAUAAUAUCCAUGCUGGUACAAAUGAAGGUUCAGAGUACGACUACUACGAGGAAACUUUCAGGGAUCAUCCGGAUGACGAGAGCUUGUAUUUAAAUACUGAGCAAGAGGAUCAUGGUUGUACAAAAAUAGUCGGAUCUAUUCACGAUCAUGUCAAUACCGGCGGCUCUAUUUUUCAUGUCCUUCCGUGGCUCGCGGAUUUGCACAAUUGA